GUUAACAUUCAGUUUAUAUUUAUAUAUAAUGGCAUCAAUUAAAGAAGAUGAUAAGAAAGAAAUACCAGAAAUCAUACAUGAUCCCCAAACAAACAGCACAUAUCAAAGAUUACGAUUCUUUGGAAAGGGUGGCUUUGCAAAGUGUUAUGAAAUACAGGAUAUAGCCACUAAUCAAGUAUGGGCUGGCAAAGUUGUUCCCAAAAAGCUUCUAGUAAAAUCAAAUCAGAAAGAGAAAACAUUUCAAGAGAUCUCCAUCCAUAGAUCGCUACAACAUAAACAUGUAGUUGGAUUCCAUAGCUUCUUCGAAGACUCUCUUAAUAUUUAUAUUAUUUUGGAACUAUGUAAAAGAAGGUCUAUGAUGGAACUACACAAACGUAGAAAAGCGAUAACGGAGCCAGAGACAAGAUUCUACAUGCACCAGAUACUGUUGGGUGUCCAGUACUUACACCAUAAGCGUAUCAUUCACAGGGAUCUCAAACUGGGAAACCUUUUCUUAGAUGAUGAUUUACAUGUUAAGAUUGGGGACUUUGGUCUCGCCGCCCGCAUUGAAUAUGAAGGAGAGAGAAAGCAGACUGUAUGCGGCACACCAAACUAUAUAGCGCCUGAGAUAUUGACAAAGAAGGGACACUCCUUUGAAGUAGACAUUUGGAGCUUGGGCUGCAUCAUGUAUACUCUGCUUGUUGGCAAACCGCCGUUUGAGACAUCCACACUACAAGACACUUACAAGAGGAUUAAGAAGUGUGAAUAUAGGAUCCCAUCCGCGCUACGCAAGCCGGCCGCGUCGAUGAUUGUGCUGCAGCUGCAGUCGAACCCGUCGCUGCGGCCGUCGGUGGACAAGCUGCUGCAGCACGAGUUCUUCUCUGCGGGCAUCAUGCCGGCCGCGCUGCCGCUGUCGUGCCUCACCACCGCGCCGCGCACGGACCAGCUGGUGGAGGGCGCGCCGCUGCACCGGCGUCCGCUCAACGAGGUCAACAGCAACGACCAAGCGAUGGCGGUGGACUCGCCGGUAAAGCGUGCGCCGGGGGCUGAGCCGCGCACGGUGGAGCUCACGUCGCACAGGCAGAACCUCGUGGCGCUGCGCGACCAGCUCGCUGCAUUGCUUACUAGCAAGCUAAAAUGCCGUCCCGAAUACUUGACCGACGAGCUGAGUGACCCGGCGGCCCAGCCGCUCGUGUGGGUCGGCAAGUGGGUGGACUACAGCGACAAGUACGGCUUCGGCUACCAGCUGUGCGACGAGAGCGUGGGCGUCAUGUUCAACGACACAACCAAGCUGAUCAUGCUCGCUAACGGAGUAAACGUGCAUUACAUCAACCGGCAGGGCCAGGAGCAGUAUAUGACGAUGCGCGAAUAUCCACAAGAGCUCGACAAGAAGAUGAAACUCCUCACUUACUUCAGGAGAUAUAUGACUGAACAUCUCAUGAAAGCUGGUGCAUCAGUACCGGUACGAGAAAGCGACGGUCUGUCCCGGUUGCCGCAUCUGCACCAGUGGUUCCGCACCACACUCGCCGUCAUCAUGUACCUGACUAAUGGAACGUUACAGAUUAACUUCCAAGACCACACAAAGAUUAUAUUAUGUCCAUUGAUGCAAGCCGUCACGUACAUCGACGUAGAGAAGAACUUCAGAACUUUCCGAUUCACGACGAUAGAAGAACAUGGAUGUGAUAAGAAACUGUACACGAAUCUCAAAUACGCGUUGGAGAAGAUUAACAGUGUUUUAGCGAACAAGCUAUGCUAAGUCGCGCGACUUGACUGUGGAUUAUUUGAUUGAAAUGAAUACAUUAUUCGAUUUCACGCAUAGGAUAGUGUGACUCACACUUUCAUAGUAAACUUAAAUUAUAUUUCAUAGUUUUAAUCUUUUUAACCAUGUUGUGUUUGCGUUAUUUCGGCAUUUAUUCUCUCAAAACAGACAGGACAUUGUUUUUCUUGAAAACAUUAUUUAUUUUAACGAUUUCGGAAAUUACCCAGUCAUAAAUGGAUAACGGCAUAAAAUGGACUAUAAUAUACUCCUAGCGAGGAAUGGAAGUUUAAGUUUCCAUGAUUACCGAAAAUAUUUUUUAUUUUAAACCCAAUGAAAGAGUAAUUUUAAAUUAUAGAUUUUAAAACAUAAAUCUCUGCACUAGAUAUAAUGUGGACAUUUAUAAUACCUCCUUAUUGUUAUAGUGCCUUUUAGAUGUUAUUUCCUGGAGUUUUAGACAUGUUGAUUAGGAAGUGUAGUUGGCACCGUGACUGAUUGCCGGGUGCAUCAAGAGAUAUCAUUUGUAAUGUUGUAUUUAGUUUUGUAAACACUUAUUUUAUAAGUUUUCGUGCUUCACCAACAUCGAAGCUUUCCAAGUAUCACACGUUUUCAAAUUCCCCAUAAAUUUUUCGUUAUCAUAUGCUUCAUUGUGCAUUCUGUUACUGUUUUUUGUAAGAAAGCAAAUGGACUCAGUAUUAUUGUUAAUUCGAUGCUCUUGAAGCACUGCAUUUGUAACUUUCUUCAGAGGUUUGUUACCUCAUGUAAUAUAAACAUUUGACAAUAAAGUUUGUAGUACAAAAUAAAA
Colias croceus (clouded yellow) is the source of this 2540-nucleotide messenger RNA. It is a transcript of the gene polo, whose product is annotated as serine/threonine-protein kinase polo. Gene Ontology annotation, molecular function: protein binding; protein serine/threonine kinase activity; ATP binding. NCBI's taxonomy places the organism in Eukaryota, Metazoa, Arthropoda, Insecta, Lepidoptera, Pieridae. Gene Ontology annotation, biological process: regulation of cytokinesis; protein phosphorylation; mitotic cell cycle. The transcript is spliced from 11 exons. Gene Ontology annotation, cellular component: cytoplasm; nucleus; centrosome. The coding region runs from base 29 to 1735 and encodes 568 amino acids. The record is from RefSeq and is a predicted model, not a curated record.